Messenger RNA from Nematocida parisii ERTm1, 1275 nucleotides. RefSeq lists its product as uncharacterized. Bases 1 to 1146 code for a protein of 381 amino acids. Gene Ontology annotation, cellular component: cytoplasmic stress granule. The transcript has a single exon. Gene Ontology annotation, biological process: mRNA splicing, via spliceosome. NCBI's taxonomy places the organism in Eukaryota, Fungi, Microsporidia. The record is from RefSeq and is a predicted model, not a curated record. Gene Ontology annotation, molecular function: mRNA binding.
AUGUCCGGAAUAAAAGAAAGCAAGCCAGAUGAAGCAAAUAAAUCACCAGAGGAGAUGCAGCGGUAUACAGUUCUGUUAUUCAGCGACGUGCCAGAGAAAACGAAUCUGACCACUGUUCUAUCACUAAUAAAAGGAACAGACGUUCUGUCUAUCCAGCAAGAAAAUACGCUGGUCUAUAUUACGUUCUUCUCAUAUUAUGAACUAUACCACCAGUGGAAGAAGUUGGGAAGUGAAGUAACUUUAGAAGGCUGCAAAAUCCGGGUGUGCCCAGUUGAAACAAAUCUUUCAGAUGAGGAAAGAAAGAGAUUGCAUUUAGCGCACGCAGCAGGAGGAACCAGGAAUGUUAUGCUGUCGAAUCUAGAUGACUUCAUGACGGGGGAGUUUAUACGCGAGGAGGCAGAGAAGUAUGGAGUAGUUGAGUCACUAAAACACAUGAGAGACAGAAAGGUGGCAUACGUUGAGUUUUAUUCGUUCUCGUCUGCAAUUGAGUUUGUGGUGAGUGUGCGAGACGACAGCUUGUUCAAGAAUGUUAAGUCCUGUUUUGCUAAGGACAAGUGCGGAUCUGGCGAGGCAGAUGACAUAGCGCAGUAUAACAACAGAACUGUAUAUUUCGGGAAUAUACCAGCAGACACAACUCCAUCUGAAAUACUGUCUGUGGUGCAGGGAGGAAGAGUUUUUAUGAUUAAGCUGAUUCAAGAGAAAAAGUGUGCAUUUGUUGGAUUUUUUAGUUAUGUUUCUGCUGCUGCUUUUAUCGAGUAUUCGCAUGUGUUUUCCGUAUGCAUACGAGGAAUGCAGAUUAAGCUGGGGCCGGGAAAGGUACAGCCACUGCCGCAUAUUGCGCCAAUUUUAGCAUACCGAGGUGUGACUAGAACUAUUCUUCUUAAAGUGGAUAGACGAUCUGUAAAUGAGUCAAAGCUAGAACAGGAACUUUCUCGAUAUGGUGAAAUAGACAAAAUAGAAAAGAAAGAGAAUGGACUGGUUGCUGCCUCAUAUUUAAGCGCGCAGGAUGCCUAUACAGCAUAUCAACACAUGACUAAUGAUGCAGGGAUUUGUCAUAUGCUGUGCGGAUAUGGGGAAGACCCAUGCGAAACUGCAUCUGCUCUUGACUUAAUCAUGGAAGUGCAAAAGAAAGAGUUUAUGAUAUAAAACUACCUAGCAACUAUUAAGAGACCCAUGCUUAGAUACUUUAACUUCUAUACAAUAGCUAAAUACACUUAGAAAAAAUUAUUACUGUUCUUAUACUAACAUUCUGUCAUAUUUUUAUUCCAUCCACCA